Molecule: messenger RNA, 849 nt
Organism: Gavialis gangeticus (Gharial)
Lineage: Eukaryota; Metazoa; Chordata; Crocodylia; Gavialidae
Gene: HSBP1L1
Product: heat shock factor binding protein 1 like 1
Exons: 4
Coding region: 151-363 (70 amino acids)
Biological process (GO): cellular heat acclimation
Cellular component (GO): cytosol; nucleus
Molecular function (GO): transcription corepressor activity
Source: RefSeq, a predicted model, not a curated record
GGCGGGGAAGGGGGCUGGCACCAACGGGCCAGAGCUCCCUGCCGCCCUGGCGGGCGGGCUCCUGCCCUGCUUGGGCGCUGAGCGCUUGGCGGCCCGGGAAGGCGGGAGCCGGGCGGAGCGGGGACAGGGCGAGGCCAGGAGCCGGGCAGCAUGGCAGAGAGCGACCCGCAGAGCGCCCGCGGCCUCUCGCGCUUCGCAGAGAACUUGCUAGAGCAGCUGCAGGACAACUUUCAAGCUUUGACUGCAGAGUUAUCCCUGAGAAUGGAUGAAAUGGGCGAGCGAAUCAGUGACCUGGAAAAGCAUGUCACUGACCUAAUGGCACAAGCUGGGAUAGAAAACACCAGUGGAGACUUGAUGAACUGAAAAUGAGAGUCUAGUGACCAAGAAGGAUAGGUCAAAAUCUGUGCUGCACUGAGUUUGGAAAGACAAAGAUCAUCUAUCAACAGAUUUCUACAAAUGUGUUAAGUGAAAAGCAAUAUCAAACCUGUAAAGGACUUUACAUGGUGUAUUUUCAUUUUAUGAUCAUGCACAAUGAUUGAUACCUGAAAUAUUUAUUUGUAAUAGGUAAAAUAUACAAACCUAUAUAAUGAGCAACUCCAGUGAAAGAAAAGAAUAUAUGAAUAUAAGUUCUUAGGCAUGUGAAGACUCCAUUCUUUUUUAUUUUUGCUCUAGUAAAAGGGUAAAAUACUAAGUUUGUGACUAUCUCAUAAGUGACACAUUUUACUUUUUUGGAGGAGAAAUGCUAUUUUUAAAAAAUACAGCAAUUGUAGGGGGCACAAAAUUGCUGUAACCAUACCAUAAUCUGUAAUAAAUUUUCUCAUUUAAAAUAAAGGAUUAAAUAAAAAGUUG